ACUUAGUUCGGCAGAAUUUGACACCAAUUGAUCAUGGAGAUAGUAAAAAAUUUGACUCUUAUUUUACUACUCUCUGUGGCCUCAUUUGGCUUAUGCACUAGCAACCCAGAGGCUACUAAUUCUACAAUACCCCAAGCCAAUGCAACUUCCUUGAUUAAUAAUAUAAACCCUGCAAAUCGUAUUGCUUCCAAGAGUUCCAACUAUACUGAAGUUACCUUCAAGGACAAGAAAAGACCAAACGGAGGCGGCGGUGGUGGUGGAGGCGGUGGUGGAUUUGUAUGGGGGUGGGGUGGAGGGGGUGGUGGCGGCGGCGGUGGAGGUGGCGGUGGUGGUGGAGGAGGAGGGGGAGGAUGGGGUUGGGGAGGCGGUGGUGCAGGGUGGUGGAAGUGGGGCCCAUGCGGUAGAGGGCGAAGAGGAGGAGGACCGAGAAAUCGGGGAUAUGGCAGGGGAAACUUCAAGUUGGGAGAAUUUGGACAAUGCAUGGGGGAAGGAAGGUGUAAAGGAAUGAAGCUAGAUUGCCCACUUCACUGUGGUGGAUUUUGCUUCUACGACUGCCUAAAUAUGUGCAAAGCUCAUUGUCGACGCUAAAUGUUUGGUCUACUCCUUAGUUUCUAAGAUUUUAGUCUAGCGUUACUCUUCUUUGCUGGGUAAAUGUAGUUGAUUUUUGGUUUCUCAAGAGCUACGCUCACAUUUUCUAGUUAA
Messenger RNA from Beta vulgaris subsp. vulgaris (sugar beet), 702 nucleotides. RefSeq names its product glycine-rich RNA-binding protein 1. The record is from RefSeq and is a predicted model, not a curated record. The coding region runs from base 34 to 588 and encodes 184 amino acids. NCBI's taxonomy places the organism in Eukaryota, Viridiplantae, Streptophyta, Magnoliopsida, Caryophyllales, Amaranthaceae. The transcript has 2 exons.